Perognathus longimembris pacificus (Pacific pocket mouse) is the source of this 1173-nucleotide messenger RNA. It is a transcript of the gene Ift22, whose product is annotated as intraflagellar transport 22. NCBI's taxonomy places the organism in Eukaryota, Metazoa, Chordata, Mammalia, Rodentia, Heteromyidae. Gene Ontology annotation, biological process: intracellular protein transport. The coding region runs from base 314 to 709 and encodes 131 amino acids. Gene Ontology annotation, cellular component: endomembrane system. The transcript has 5 exons. The record is from RefSeq and is a predicted model, not a curated record. Gene Ontology annotation, molecular function: GTPase activity.
GCUCCCACGACUGCGGCUUGGUCCAGCGGACCUCGGGAGGUGGCGACCCCGGCCCAGUGUCCCCUCCCGGCAGACGCCGCUGACCCGACCGGGCAACCCCGCGACGGAGGCCGCGAAGCGAACGGCGUCGUUGGAAUCAGGGCCUGGAGCCGUCCGGGGGUGGCUCAGGCCGAGUGGGAAAACCGUUUUGGCCAACUUUCUGACUGAAUCUUCAGACAUCACAGAGUCUUCAGACAUCACCAAAUAUAACCCAACCCAAGGGGUGAGGAUCCUGGAAUUCGAAAAUCCAAAUGUAGCCAGCAACAAUAAAGGCAUGGGGUGUGAGUUCGAGCUCUGGGACUGCGGUGGUGACCUGAAGUUCGAGUCCUGCUGGCCAGCCCUAAUGAAGGAUGCUCAUGGGGUGGUGAUUGUCUUCAAUGCUGACAUCCCAAGUCACGUGAAGGAGAUCAAGAUGUGGUAUUCCUGCUUUGUUCAGCAGCAGUUCCUUCAGGAUGCCCAGUGUCUGCUUGUCGCACACCACAAGCCAGGCUCCGAAGGGGACACGGGGAACCUGGCUUUGGCACCGCCCUUGGCCAAGCUGAAGCUAGUUCACUCCAAUCUCGAGGAAGACCCUGAAGAGAUCCGGAUGGAAUUCGUUAACUAUUUAAAAAGCAUCAUCAGUUCUGUGUCUGAGAGCAGAGACAGGGAGGAGAUGUUAAUUUUUACCUGACUUUCUCCCAAUAAAAUCCACUUCUUCUCUAUGCAGAACUAAGCUUUCAUCCAGGGAGGGACCCAGGCUUCCUUCUCCCUGCCUUGUUCCUACUGAAGAGACUCUUUAUAUCUUCUAGAAGGUUCCUGUCAGUCCCACCUAGGGACUGACCCAUAGCCCUCUGGCCUCAAGUGUAUUUGAACUUGGAAAGAUGCUAUCACAGAUUCUGACUUCCUGGCCUAAGACCUUUCUGAAGAGCUAGAAAUUUGGGGACUAUUUUCCCCUUCACAUUUUUCAGAAUUGUAACUACCAUAGUUCCAACACACAACAGCUGUUUAAUAAUUCAUACGUGCUGGCUUGGAUAUGACUUUUCCCCUCCUUGGGCACUGGGGCUUGAAUUCAGGUCCUUAUGCUCUUACCUUUUUGUACUCAAGGUUGGCCCUCUACCAUUUGAGCCAUGGCUCCACUUCCAGCUUUUUGCCAGU